Molecule: messenger RNA, 3055 nt
Organism: Amphibalanus amphitrite
Lineage: Eukaryota; Metazoa; Arthropoda; Thecostraca; Balanomorpha; Balanidae
Exons: 5
Coding region: 364-2460 (698 amino acids)
Molecular function (GO): sequence-specific DNA binding
Source: RefSeq, a predicted model, not a curated record
GUUGCGCCAGGAUCGUGUGGUGUUUUGUGUAUUGCGCUGUAUUUUUCAUCUUUUUGUGCAUUUUUACCGCUUUUUUGUAUAAAGGCUCCUUCAGCCAAAAUGAGAUAUCGAAAUUCGGUUCCAGUGUAGGAAUAUUCACUCUGCAGUCUGCACUCACAACCCCUAAUUGUAAUUGUAAUGAGACUAAAAAAGCAAGCUAAAGUAAACAGCCAACAGUGAUCUUGAUGUGAAUUUAUUACAUAAUCAGUAAUACGAGCUUUAGCACGACUAACAAACAACAAUGUAAAUGUAAAAUAUUAACUAAUACAUAACAUAGUAUUAGUAAAGCUGGUGUCACUUGACUAUUGUUCAGACUUCGGCGUAAUGAUGAUGAAGGAACCAGAAAAGCAAGAGAAGAAAGAAGGACCUAAAAGUAAAAUGAGUUCAAAUCUAAAACACAUCACAUGUGUAAUGCCAGGAUGUGGCAAAACCAAGGAGAAUUCUCCAGAAUCGUCUUUCUUUGACUUCCCAAAGGACCCUGCUCAGCUCAAUGCCUGGCGACAGCAUUGUACAAAUAAGAAGCUGCUUGCAAAUAAGCCACCAAAGCUUUGUUCAGCUCAUUUUGACAAGAAAGACAUCAUAGAAAAGCCCACUGGCGUUUCGCUGAGGACUGGCGCUCUUCCUCUUACAAAGGUCUACAUCAGCAUGGUUCAGCGUGACAAGGCAAAGCCGGUACAGGUGGCACGGAAGCAGAGCUCGUCUAAGAUGCCCGAGCCCGUCAAGAAGACGCCGGCUGAAUUCUAUCUGGACCUCGUUGUGGAGAAGCCCAAGCCGCCUGGAACAAACCGAAGCAACAGGCACAGCAGCGCAGGACCGCCGUUCGUUGCAGAACGGGAGGCAAACAAAGAAAACCGCGAAACCGUCGCGUCGCCGCCGCCGUCGCCACCCCUGUGCGACGAAGCCGUUACGUCGCCGCCGUCCUCACCGCCCGUAUGUGACGAAGGUCCGGGCUGGGACAGCGAGCCCGCGCCAACUCCGGCGCCCAGCACCCGACCCAAUGAGAUUCGUGUGGUGGUCAAUAAAAUGCCACCUGGGCAUUCUACUACAAAUCCAAGUGGAAGUCGUGUGCUUCCUGCUACUCCAGGCAAAAUUGACGUACCGAAUGAGGCAAAAUUAACUCUUCCGGAUGGCGCGCUCACCAAGUAUCUCAUCGAAUUGAGAGCUAAGCAGCUACAGAUUAACGAUCUGCAGAAGAACUACAACAGCUUGGUGGAGAAGGUUCAGUUCCGGAAUAACAACCCCGACUGGCCGAAGGACAUCCCAGAGCAGUCGCUUGAUGCCCCGAUCUUAACACUUCGUGACGGCCAGCACGAGCGUGACCCGCCACUGGAGAAGGUCAACCUGCUCAGUCCUGAGGUGCUGAUGCCACAGACGCCGAACAACGCCUGGCACGCGAUAGUUGGACUUCGCAAAGAGAUCCUCGACCUCCAGGUUGCGCUCAUGUACAGUCGCAUUCAGGUGAAGUAUCGUGAGCUGCGUCUGCAGGAGGUGACGGCGGAGCACAGGCGCUACAAAGUGGCCGUGCGUGCUAAACAGCGCAAAACAGACAGGGAGGAGCAGCAACGUGAAAAUCGCAUCAAACAGCUGGAGCGACGCUGUGACCUGACGAGCUCCAACUGUUCAGAGUGGCGGCUCAAAACGAAAAUGGCCGAGAAAACCGGAAUUAAGAAGAAGCGACGGAACGAAAUGCUGGUCAAGGGCCUGGAGCAGAUUUUCACGCCGAUGCAGCUGCGCGUCAUCCGCACGGGCUGCAAAGCGCGGUGGGCUGAGGAGGACAUCCGACGCGCCAUCGAACUGAAGAAGCUGGUGACGCGUCGCGGCUACGCCUUCAUCCGAAACACGAUGAAAAUCCCGCUGCCAUCGCCGAAGAUGAUGAAGCUUGGCGCCAGUCGAUUCGAAUCACUAAAGCAUGUCUAUGAACAGAUGGUGACAGCCAAUCUGCUGAAGUACAGCACCAAAAAGAAGCCGAAGGUGGUGAAGAAGGACGACCAUGCCUAUGAAGUAGAUCCUCGUGCCUUCGAGACGAAUCAGGACGAGCUUGAUGUCGAUCUUGGCAUCACCAACAGGAGGGCGCUGACCAGAGAAGCGCCCUCGGAGGACCCCGCGUCCUCGGCCCCCGCUCAGCGGAAGCCAGUCAAGCGCCGCAGGAAGCGUGUGACGGCCCAGCCUAGCAUGCCUAUUAUGGACACCAUGGAUGUCGAGUUUGAAGACAUGGGGGUGGUUGGACGAGCGUUCAACCCCGGCUCUACGGCAAGGGCGCCGAAGCGGUCCCGCACAGCCUGGUCCGAGACGCGUCCCAGCUGGGAGAGCAGUCGCAUCUGGGGAGACGAUCAGGUGCUGGGUGAGUACGAACAGACAAAUGUGGACCGGCGCCAACGGCCACAACCCACCUGGUCCGCCGAAACCGACGAAUUUCUCUAGCGGCGUGAAGGAGCGAGGGAGUGUUUUCGAACUGUGUGGUGGCUGUGAUCAGAAAGCGCGGGUAUGACCAGCGUUGACCUGCAAAUACGACCAUUUGGACACUCAUGCAUGUUAUGUCAUGUGUUGUACAUAGCGCUGUUCCAUCGAUGUGUAUGUGUAGUGUACAAUGUACAUGUCAUCUCGUGUAGAUUUAACAACGCAAAGUCAAAUCGCUGAAUAGUUCAAAGGCUGAUUGGGUUUAAAGCAUGGGCUGAAUCGGUGCGUAUUCAGAUAUCACGUUUGGGGCUUAAUGGAUAGUAACUAUGGUUAGACAUUUUUUCGGCUGCCGGCACUGAAUUUCAGCAUGGGCUCUGAGCUGGUGAAGUUAUGUUUUUUUUUGUGGCUUCGUUUGAUGUCAACGGUCUUGGUUUGAUAUGCCUGUCGCCACUCAUUGCCGGUUGUGGAUGUUCCGACAACCAGCCAUGUUAUUGCUUUGUUCGAAGGCAGAAAGUACCUUAUUGUGUGUGCGAUCAGUCUGGUGACGAUCAGAUAGUAUGCAAGCGCCAAGCACAACAUGUGUAGUGUGUACCUAAUAUAAAACUUAUACUGAAGAUUA